CACUAGGGGUGCCAGUGGUCCAUUAAAUGAAGUGGAGAUUCCCAAGAGCCAAGUAUAAUAUUUAGGUCAUAAGAUAAACGACAUUUUGCACAGAAGCCAACACUCUCGCUCUACCUUUUGUGGGUGUAGCUGGUUUAAAAGUCUUGGAGGACGAAUUGUCCUUUUAUUAUUUUGCUAACAAUUGUCGUGAGACAGGAGACUUGCUCCGUCACAACAUCAGCGCUACAUUGCUUCACUUGGGUAAGCUAGCUGUCACAUAUCCCACCGCCGAAGAGGAUUCCCAUCUCUAUUCUUAAAAUAACACGUCAAGGCAUCACCCCACCCCGAGGUUCACAUCUGAUGGAGCAGUUGUUAGUGUUUGCAGAGAGGCACCAUGUUCCCCUGUCACGUAAGCGCUUGGCCCGCCGCUGAGCCUGCCGCCAGCUCCCGCGGCGGUCAUGUACCAAUGACGCAGCCCUCGAAGCUGCUCCCCGAUCUGCUGUGCAGCUGUCCCCCGCCGCCGCUGAGCGCCCACUCUGAAACGCCCUCACCAGACCCCAUGGACUCGCUCAUUGUGGUCACAGAGUGUGAACCCAGCAGCCGAGCGUCUGGAGGGCAAGGGGACGAGGAGGAGGUGGAAGAAAUGGACAGUUCCGAAACGCCGCCCUUCCACACCCCGUCUUGCGACCUGCUCUCCCACACGGUGCGUCGCUCGGAGGCUCUGCUGCCCGCCGGCGAGGAGCAAAGAGCACGCUUGAGCCUGUCAGACAGGAAACUGUCGCUGCAGGAGCGCUCGCACACGACCAUGUCGCCCUGCAGCUCGCCAGGACUCAAUGGCCGCUAUAUUUACCCGUCUUUACCUUACUCCCCCAUCACAUCGCCCCACUCUUCUCCACGCUUGCCCCGCCGGCCCACCGUGGAAUCCCACAGCGUCUCCAUCACGGACCUCCAGGACUGCGUUCAGCUCAACCAGUACAAGCUGAAAGACGAGAUUGGAAAGGGCUCCUAUGGGGUUGUCAAGCUGGCUUACAACGAAGAUGAUGACACGUACUAUGCCAUGAAGGUUCUGUCCAAGAAGCGGCUGAUGAGGCAAGCGGGCUUCCCACGACGACCCCCUCCUCGAGGAGCCAAAGCGGUCCCCGAGGGCCCUCCACAACCUAAAGGUCCCCUGGAACGGGUCUAUCAGGAGAUCGCCAUACUGAAAAAGUUGGACCAUCCUAAUGUGGUGAAACUAGUAGAGGUUUUGGACGACCCCAGUGAGGACCAUCUGUACAUGGUGUUUGAGCUGGUCAAACAAGGGGCGGUGAUGGAGGUGCCGACAGAUAAACCUUUCAGCGAGGACCAGGCUCGCUUUUAUUUCCAGGAUCUGCUCAGAGGAAUUGAGUAUUUACAUUAUCAGAGGAUCAUCCACAGAGACGUGAAGCCCUCCAACCUGCUGGUGGGUGAGGACGGACACAUCAAGAUCGCGGACUUCGGCGUCAGCAACCAGUUCGAGGGGGCCGACGCCCUCCUGACGAGCACCGUGGGGACGCCCGCCUUCCUCGCCCCUGAGACGCUGUCAGAGACCAGGAAGAACUUCUCCGGCAAGGCUUUGGAUGUUUGGGCCAUGGGUGUGACGCUGUAUUGCUUUGUCUUUGGAGUGUGUCCAUUUAUGGAUGACCGCAUCCUCAGCCUGCAUCAGAAAAUCAAAACGCUGCCAGUGGAGCUACCAGAACAUGCUGACAUAUCAGAUGACCUCAAAGAUUUGUUGCUAAAAAUGCUGGACAAGAAUCCAGAGAGCAGAAUAUCCAUUCCACAGAUGAAGGUGCACCCGUGGGUGACUCGGCACGGCGCCGAGCCCCUCCCUCCGGAGGAUGACACCUGCUGCAUGCUUAUUGAGGUGACAGAGGAGGAAGUGGAGAAUUCCGUCAAACACAUCCCCAGCCUGGCCACCGUGAUCCUGGUAAGAACCAUGUUGAGAAAGCGCUCUUUCGGGAACCCCUUCGACUGGGGUCGUAAGGAAGGCUGCGGCAGUUUACAGACGAAACAGCAGCCUGGCGACGGCACAAGGAGUGUGGAUCUUCCCUACGUGGGAGAGGACGAGACUCUUUCUUGAUGCAACAGGUUGGAUUUAUCCUGUAUUCCCGCCGCGCCGACACCCCUUUACUUUUCUACCGUCCGACUCACACCUACUGUACUGUACUGUACUGUACUGUACGCUGCCUAUAUGUGGAAAUGGCAUGGCAAAGGGGGGACAAGGACAUUUAAGGGCAUCGUAUCCCCCUAUGAGACUGUGGGAACAUUCCAGGAGGAGAGGCUCCGUCCUCCUCCUCCUCGUCCUAUCUUUGCAUGCUUCUCUAGAGUUACAGUAGCAUGCUGAGUCUCAGGCUUCUUCUCCGUGUUCCACCGUAGUCUAGACUCCUUUUUGACAACACUUUCAGGUACGACAACAGCACACACUUUAUGAAGUCAGGGAGGACGUUCUCAGUCUUCAUCACUUUUAAGUACAAAAAAAACUCAACCAUUUCCACGCUUGUGUCCCGUCUUGUAAUAUAUUUGAUUUCAAAGGAAGCUAAAAAAAAAAGAAAAAAAAGGGAUGGACUGUUUACUGAAUGCACGUGUUCCUGGUGACUUUAUAAGCUAUUUUAACCUUUUUAAAACAAUAGAAAGCUUUAAUAAUGAAGGUGUAGUGCUCUGUGAACAAUCACACUCCAUCCCUCCGACAUGCUAGAUGAACAUUCUUAAUCUUUUGCAAGGUGCUUCUGGUGAAUCUUUAAAGGGUCCCUGGCAUGAUUGAUCAACUUUGCUUAAAUAUGUUACUGUAUAUACUGUUUGUAGUUAUGUUCUACAUUGUUCAGUUUUUGAAAGUAAACGGUAAAUUUGCUAAAUUUACAUUUAUAGCUCAUGGCGCCACUCAUGACGAGCUAGCUCUCGCUGUUCAGCCUCAUUUCUGGAAGUGGUGUCAUCGGUGUGACACCUCUCAGCCAAAGCAGAGUAAACAAAUGCUUCUCGAGGUAGAUCGUCGACUUGGUUCAGUAUAUAUCUCAUCAAAAUAGUAGUCAUGCCAAAAUGUUGUGUUGCUGCUGGAUGUUCACAGUAUCAGAGUUUGUUUUCUUUUCCAAAAGAGGAAGGUUUAACACUAAAAUGGAUGAAACAAGUGCAGAGAACGAGAAACAGAUGGAAGCCCACCUUGAAUUCUGUUCUUUGCCUUGAUUAUUUUACUGAUGACUGUUAUGAAGGAACACCUUUACAAGAAGCAUUUACUUGAAAGUACGGUAUAAACGCAUUUUGAAAAGGAUGCUAUUCUGGCAAUACACAGGAAAAAAAAGAUAACAAGAACAACAUCAAAGUUGCCACAGAACAGAGUAAGUCAUGUCUUGUUGUCUUCAUGUUUUCUAAACCUUUCCAUGAUAGUGACAAGGCUGUAAAGAAUUAUACAUGUUAUAUAAACAUCUUUUCACAGCGAUAUAUAUGUUUACUGUGAGGGGUGGGGGCGGCAGCAGCGAAAUAUAACAAAUCAGGCUAUAAAGACGCCUUCAGCCGGAAAAACAAUGAUUUACACAGGGGUGGCUCAGAUGGUACAGCGGUCAUCUCCCAACCUAAAGGUUGCGGGUUCGAUCCUAUGCCCUCCCAUGAUCAUGUUGAGUAUCCUUGGGCAAGAUACUGAACCCUCAGUUGCUCCUGGUGCUGCAUCAGUAGGUAAAUGUUUUAACAGUGUCAAAGUGCUUUGAGUGCCUUGGAGGUAGAAAAGCGCUAUACAAGUGAAAGACCAUUAACACUGACCAUUCUGUGUUUUGAAGGCGACCAAUCUUCAUCCCCAUGUCUUAAGGGUUAAGUCCAUGUUCUGCAAGUCCUCUAUUUCAUCUCCAAAUGCUUCUCCCUUCCUUUUUCCUCGAAAACUAUUGACACAGUGCGCAAAUCUUCGCUAUAAUCACAGUAAACAUCCUCUUUCUCGUACAACGCUAUGUUUGUGUAGCUGAGAGGUGUCACGCCGAUGAUGCCACUUCCGGAAAUGAGGCUGAACAGAGAGAACGACCUCGCCAUAGCUGGCGCCAUCAACUAUUAAUGUCAUUUUUGCCAAUUUAUCAUUCGCUUUCAAAAACUGAACAGUGUAGAACAUGAUUACAAACAAUAUAUAACAUAUUUACCGUAAGCAAAGUUGAUCAGUUAUGUCAGGGACCCUUUAAGUAAGUCACAUCACUCCAUAUACAUAUAAUCUAUCUAUUGUAUAGCUAGUCUUUGUAUUCAUUCAAACUCCCAACAUACCCACGUGCUUCUCUUCUCCAACCUCUAAGUGAAAAUAGGUUUUGUGUUGUUCAUGUUCAAAGGCACUGACCUUGUUUGCAAAGACACCAAAAAAAAACAGAAUUUUGUAUGUAAAGAACCUUUAAAUACAUUUUGAUGAUGAGGCAUUUUUUGUACAAAUCUAUGCAUGACAUAUCUAGAGGAGAAUUUAAAAAAAAGAUGUAGAUGAAAAGAUGUGCCAUGUCGAGGUGGACUUUAUAACCAACUUCUUUUUUUUCCAUGUCAUCACGGCAGUUCAAAUCACCGGAUGUGUCUAAUCAACAUGCUAGAAUAUUGAUCAUAUAAUCAAUGCUUCCUCACAACCAUCACGGUACGUCAGCACUGGUGUAUGUUGAAUGUAUACAAAAAAGGGAUUUUUUUUUUUAAGUUUCUUGCACAUUUCUCCAAGUCUGAUUUGUCUUGUUCUUGUUUAAAAUGAGAACUAUGCAUUCCUCUUGUUUUCUACUUUUAGUGCACCUACCGAGGAGUAUUAAUUAGCACCACACGGAAAAGAAAAAAUAAAUAAAUGACUGCAAGAAUAAUAAAGUCGUAUCGUUAUGAGGGGGGGAAAAAGUUGGAAUAUUAUAAGGUGUAAUUGUUGUUUUUAAAAAAAUAAGAAUAAUUUGUAUGUUAUUUCCCUGGGAAAACAGUUGUCUUACAAGAAUAAAAAGAGAAAAAAACAUACAUUUUACAAGAAUAAAGUCGUACUAUGAGAAUAAAGUAGUAGUGUUAUGGAGAAAAAAAAGUGAUAAUGUGAUGAGAAAUAGUCGAACAUUUACAAAAAAAAUUGUCAUGAUAAAACCAGAUGUACCAGAGUCGUCGCAAUUUUACAGGAAUAUGGUCAUUCAUUUUCCCGAGUCACGAUGUCAUGAGGGGGAAAAAAUUGGAAUAUUACAAGGGUAAAACAAGUAAUUUUUAUAGAGCUAAAAAGAAUCAGUUGUAUUUGUCCCUGGCAACAAAGACAUAAUCUUACAAGAAUAACGGCAUCAUGAGAAAAAAAAAAUGUAAGUACCGUAUUUUCCAGACUAUAAGUCGCUAUGGAGUAUAAGUUGUCUUUAUAGGAUGAUGUUUACAUUGUAAAUUUUCAGUGGUGCAGGAGUGGUAGGAGUAGGAGAAACUGGCACACGAGCCUAAAGCGCCCUCUCGGGGCUGUCAGUGUGAAAAAAAAACAUAUAUAAAUUGCUCGGACUAUAAACCACAGGACCAGCCAAACAAUGAAAAAAAGUGCGACUUGUAGUCCUGAAAAUACAGCAUAUAUUUAUAAUUUUAUACUUUGUGAUAAAAUAUCAAUCUUUUGAGAUAAAAAGUAAUUUUGGUUUUUUUCGCCAAUUUUUAAAAAAAAAUCUUGGCAGAAUAAAGUUGGGCUCUAAAGGAAAAAAGUUACAAUGUUACAAGAAUUGUCAAAUAGUAAGAAUAGAAAAUAAUUGGUGUUUUUUUUUCAAGAACAAAGUCGUAUUAUGAGAAUAAAGUCACAGUAGUACGAGAUUAAAGAUGUAAUGUUAAGGAGAAAAAACGUUUUAAAUUGCAUGUAAAUAAAGUAUUUAUUCGCGAUAAAAAUUGUAGGGGAACUAACGAUUAUUUUAAUAACUGAUUAAUCGGUCGAUUAUUUUUUCUGAUUAAUUGAUGAAUCGAAUGAAUUUAAAAAAAAAACACAUUUUUAAUUCCCGCUUCUGUAUUCAGAAAUAGAAGAUUUGAACUGAUAGAGCAAAUAAGUGCACAAACACCAGGUUGCUGCGUGAAUAUUCUGUCAAAUUGAUGUUAUAAAAUAAAAAAUCUAAAUGUUUGUCAAAUAGCUUUCUUAGUCGAUUAAUCUGAAGCUUGUUGUUUCAAUUAAAGGAGUAAUUGGUUCAAAUUAAUAUGAAACGAACACCCACCCUUAGCGGCUGGGUCCGCAACAUAUCAGAAAAGAGGCAAAAUUGCCCAUUACUGUUUUCCAAAGUCAAAGCUGAUAUGUGUGAAUAUCUUGUAUUGAUAUAUAUCAAUAUCUUGAUAAUAGUUCUGCUUUCAUGGAUGACUAAGAAAAUUAAAAAUAUAUUCACAUUUUAGAGGCUGAAAUCAGAGUAUGUUUAAAUAAAAAAAACGAUUACUCGAUUACCAAAAUAGUUGUCACUUCAUUGGGUAAUUGAUUAAUCAUUGAUUAAUCAGUUGAUUGUUGCAGAGCUAAAAAUGUGUUAAUUUACCAGAAUAAAGGCGUUGCAAUUUUACAGGAGUAUGGUCCUUAAUGUUGCAAAGUUACAAUGUUACGAUGUCGUGGAGUUGUAAUAAAACUUGUAAUGUCACGAGGCAAAGUUUUAAAGAUUUUACAAGACAAAAAAUUAUAAACCCAUGAAAAUAAUUUCUUUUUUUUUUUUCGAAAAAAAAGAAUCUUGGAAGAAUAAUGUUGGGCUCUUAAAGAAACAAAGUUGCAAGAAUAAAGCAGCAUUACAAAAAUACUAAUAUUAGAAAUAAUAGUAGAAAAUAAUUUCUUAAUCAAUAAAAAAAGCUCUAUUUUACAAGAAUAAAGUCAUAGUAAUUUGCAUUUUUUCUCAAGAAAAAAAGUUUUAAUCUUGCAUGAGUAAAGUUGGGCUCUUAAGGAAAAAAGUUGUAGUGCUACAAAAUUAAAGUCACUGCAUUAAUAGUCGUAAUUGUUUGGAGGAAAAAAACUUGUUAAUUUUACGAGAACAAAGUAGUAAUGUGAUGAGAAAAUAGUCGUAGUGUUACAAGGAAAGUAUUUUUUUUCCGAGGUAAAACUCUUUAUUUCACCAUAAUAAAGUCAUAUUUUGACACUCCCAAUUUUAUGCGAAUAUGGUCCUAAUUUUCCAAAGUUUAAAUCUUACUAAGUUGUGAAGUCAUGAGAAAAGUAAUAUUUCGAGGAAAAGUAUCCGAUUUUUUUAGAUAAGAAGUGAUGAGAAAAUAGUGGUUCUGUUUUUUUCCUGGAAUAAAGUAGUAACAUUUUGACAGUUGCAAUUUUAUAAAAUACACAAGUUUAAUGAAAAUGUAUUGUAAAAAAUGUAAAUAUAGUGCUGAUUUUCCGAGCAUAACGUUACAACAUACAUUUUACGUGCAUAAGUACAUAUAUUAUCAGCAUAAACUAAAUGAAAUAGUAACUUGUUUGGAUUUUUCUAUGUAUGUAUGUCUGGUAAUAUUCCAACUUUUUACUCUUUAAGGGAUAGUUUGGAUUUUUUGACAUGACGUUGAUUGACAUCCCCUUCAGCAGUGUAGUGCAUCAACAGUGACUCACCCCCACUUAGUCCCGUGAGUCCAGUUCUGGUCAGAUUUUGGUGAUGAGGAACGUAGUUCCGGUUAGUUGGUGGGGCCACUUAAGUAAAGAGUUCAACUAUCAUUUGCAUCACAAAAAUGCCUCCUCGGAAAAAUCAGACCUCACAAUCGCUCUGCGUUAAUCUGAACUGUCCCUUUAAUAAUCCAACUUUAUUCUUUUAACGCUACGGCUUUAGUCUGGGAGCUUUACAUGUUUCUUGUCAUGUUGCUACUUUUUAUUCCCCCCACCUGUUACUCCUUGGUAGAGCACAAUCAGAGUGAUACUCUGCAAAAAAAGAAGAUGAUAUUCAUGUGAUAUUCCAAAUUAGCUGUGCAAGGUUUAUGAUGGUCAUCGGAAUCUUGGAAUGAGGUGACGGUAAAACAAUUGAAUGUUUGAAUUGCUGAAUUAGUAUUUUCAUUUCCAUACGUUUACCAGUCAGAAAUUCAUGUUGACCUGGUGUACUGUAUAUGAUCUAUAUAAUCCUACGUCACAAUGCAUGCCAACACAAACACACACUGUAUACAGUCACAGCAUGCGACACAAAUAUACAAAUACAUACUUACUCUAUCUUCUUCAAGGGUUGAAUAAAAAUAUGACUAUAUUGGA
Messenger RNA from Dunckerocampus dactyliophorus (ringed pipefish), 8086 nucleotides. RefSeq names its product calcium/calmodulin-dependent protein kinase kinase 2. Gene Ontology annotation, biological process: CAMKK-AMPK signaling cascade; protein phosphorylation; activation of protein kinase activity. Bases 374 to 2074 code for a protein of 566 amino acids. NCBI's taxonomy places the organism in Eukaryota, Metazoa, Chordata, Actinopteri, Syngnathiformes, Syngnathidae. Gene Ontology annotation, molecular function: ATP binding; protein kinase activity. The transcript has 17 exons. The record is from RefSeq and is a predicted model, not a curated record.